ACGAAGAUCAAGGAAAAUAACGUCUACAAGAACUUCUUCCAGAGCUUCGAGAAGAUGAAAAAGGACUCGGAGAACAAGGCGAGAAUCACCUCCUUUGAGGAGCAGAAAUCCUUCAAACAGGUGUUCGACUACUUGUCCAAGGAGUCGAACAAGAUCGGGGUCGUCAAGUCGCUAGAAACGUUUGUCAACUUCCAGUCUCCGUUGCAGCAGCAGCAGCAGCAGCAAAGCGCAGAGGACCCUAAUGUUUCCAGCAAGCUCUCCUUUUUUAGCACGGCUUCCGGGCCGAUCAACCUAGAAACGCAGUACAAAAACAAGGCAGAGGCAAGGAAGAAGUUCAUCGAGGCGCUCUCCCCCACGCUCAAGUACAUCAACACAGACAUACAGAAGAGCAGCCAGAUGUUCGACUAUGUGAAAAUCAACAUAAUCGAGGCGUUCUUGCAAAACUUGAAUGCAAAGAGCGGCAAGGCCAAGACAGGCAGCUCCACAGGGCUCGGCCGCAAGGGAAACAAGAUGCGCUGUUCGAUCGAGGAGAUCAAGCAGCAGAGCACCAGCACCCCACAGCACCCGGUCGUGGACAUCCAAACCCUACCCAUCUUGCUCAAGUUCUGCCUCAACUCGCUAACCUUCGACUUCAACUCGAUUUCAACCUCGCUGCUACUCAUAGACUACAUAAAGAACCACGAGUCCAUAGAGUUGUACGGCUUUGGCCUCAACAUCGACUGCUACAACGCUAUCCUCAUCCAGGUGUGGUCCAAAACAGAGAACCUGAACAUGGUGGGCAGCCUCAUCGACGAGUUGAAGAUCAACGCCAUACAGCCCGACCUCUACACUUUCAAGAUCCUGGCAAAAAUAUACCUCCACUGCAUGCGUGUCAACGACGGAUUGGGCAGCGAGCCUUACAUCAUCUGGAAUGACAGUUCAAACGAACAACACCCGAUGAUAAUAACACAGAACCAGUUUUAUCGGGAGUUCGAGAGAAUUUGCAAAAUGUCCCUUACACACUCAACAUGUAGAUUGGCCAUAUUUGUCUCCUGUUUCAACAUCGAUGCAAUAUGUUCUUCCAAAAUGUUAAGUGAAUACUUGAAAAAGCAAUUCAUAGUUUUUCAGUUAAUCCCCGUUGUCGGAUAUAUCGACAUGAAGGAAAAAUUCAUGAAACUAGACUCAGAUAUCAUGAACGUCAUACUUAUUGGAUGUGGUGCCACAGCAGAUCUUGAAAGCUUUCUUGAGAUAGAUUUCACCGAGUAUCUGAGCUCUGAUAUGAGUGCAGAAGAGGCGCAACGACUAGUAUCCUUGGGAAGACUGAACGAGGUCAAAUUGACAAGGAAAAUCUAUGUUGUUGACGGUCAUAGGCCCUGGAAUCUCGACAACCUAUACGGUUCUCCGAUGAUUUGUUGUUUGGACGAUAACUCAGCUGCAGAACUCAAUACAGAAAAGGAAGCUUUCUAUUAUCUCAUCAACAUUCCCGCAGAUUUGGCUGGUGAUGAUGAUGAGGAGGAGGAGGAGGAGGAACUUGAUCUGGAGGAUUCAUUGGACAGAAAAAGAAAUAGAAACGAACACAAAGAAUCUAAUAGAAAGAAAAGAAAGCGACUUAUUGAUGAGCACCAGGAAACUUUAGAGUCCUACUACCAACAGGGAUCGACCAUCUCGGUCCCCUCUUCGCAUCAGAUUUACGAUUUACUAUCAACUCUUGGUGAAAUCAGUAUUGACUUUCUUUGGUUUGCAGUCAUUGGAUCUCGAUCACUACGAGAUGUAUACCAUAGAGUUUAUGACAUGGUGUAUCCGGGACUGAAAAACGAAAUGCAAAGAUUGCAGUCGGAGAAUGACUCCUUUUCGAUGAGAAAUGACCAAGCAAGUAGAAGCAACGGAUUAAAUGGAUCCGCAUCGUCCUCCUCUUUGUUGGAUUUCAAUGUAUCGAAACGAGCUGACAAUACCGGAUUGCAAAGCUGCAAAGAGUACACCCUAUUUCUUUUACACCAUUGGACUUUGUAUGAUGCAUUUUUUUACUCUGACUAUGUCAACUCCAAAUGCCAUUUAUACUCAAAUGAUGGACGAAGAUUACUCAAGACGAUGUUUGCCAGAAUGGGUAUCUCAUUGAUCCAGGCGAACCAGAAUUGGCACUAUUUGGACUUGGAUUUAAAGAAGAAAUUGGACGGUUUGAUUUUGCGGGAGGUUGGCAAGUUCAACCUCACAGAGGUCAUCAUCGAUGGGUUUAGAAGAAAUUACGGGUUCCAUGGAUCGAUAUCGUCGGGUGAUUAUGUCGAAGCUGUUCAGGCGCUGUUAGAACAUGCAAUGCCACAGCCAUAUGAAAAUGGAAAAUCGAAGCCUAUUUUGAACAACGGAAGGAGAAGAAAAAACGAAGGAAAAAAGCACGACUCGGGUACGAAAAAUGAACAAUUCAUAGCAGGCUUCUGGCGUGCAUACGAUGCCCUGAACAAUUACGAGUCAGUAAUUCGAGGAAUGGAGAUUGCAAAAUUCCAGCAACAAUUUAUAUUCGAGAAGGGAAGUGAGAUCAUUCAGAAGGGAAUGGUGAAGACACAGAGCAAGUUCAAGGUUGUCAUCUUGAACGAAUCUUUCACAACAAACUCUAGUAUCACGAGGUCAAACUUCAACGACUCGACUUUCAACAAGAGCGCAUCGUCGUUGAAAGACGACAGAGUGGUUGAUAUCAAGACGUUUGGUAACGGAGCAUCCAUGUUCCAGAAUCCGUUGAUACUAACCAAGUUGGGGAACUGGAUUCUCAACGUGCAGGCGGAUCUCGACGAAGGGUUGCUACCGUUACUGAUAGGAGCGUACAACAGCGAAACAAGCACGUAUCUGAUCUGCGGAUUGCCUAAGCGACGCAAACAAAGCAAGAACAACAAGGUCAAGCAGCAAAAGGUGAUUCUCAACGCCUUUUCUGUUCUUUUCGAAAAAGUCACACAGGAAAUCAGUAUACAGGCACGCAUGGACAGUUUCCAGAGCGCCAUAAUUGAGCUUCGGAAGGAAGAUUUGACGAAGUUUCUCGACGGCUUGACA
Messenger RNA from Pichia membranifaciens NRRL Y-2026, 3015 nucleotides. RefSeq lists its product as hypothetical. Gene Ontology annotation, molecular function: single-stranded DNA binding; DNA replication origin binding; chromatin binding. NCBI's taxonomy places the organism in Eukaryota, Fungi, Ascomycota, Pichiomycetes, Pichiales, Pichiaceae. Gene Ontology annotation, biological process: double-strand break repair via break-induced replication; mitotic DNA replication preinitiation complex assembly; DNA replication initiation. The record is from RefSeq and is a predicted model, not a curated record. Gene Ontology annotation, cellular component: mitochondrion; DNA replication preinitiation complex. The transcript is spliced from 5 exons. The annotation marks the transcript as partial.